Messenger RNA from Salvelinus fontinalis (brook trout), 7204 nucleotides. RefSeq names its product muscleblind-like protein 2a. The transcript has 8 exons. Bases 929 to 2062 code for a protein of 377 amino acids. Lineage: Eukaryota; Metazoa; Chordata; Actinopteri; Salmoniformes; Salmonidae. The record is from RefSeq and is a predicted model, not a curated record. Gene Ontology annotation, molecular function: metal ion binding.
UAAUCCAUGUGACGUGUCUGGGUUACCUCUUCUGGCUGUGACUGAACUGAAAAAUAGCUUGUUGCUUGUGCAACACGAUAGCCUUACUGUAAAGUAGUUAGUGGUGAGAAAAAGUAAUUUCUGCCUUAACGAUUUUCUAUUUUUAAUUUCCGACCAGAAUGUUUGCAACUCGAUAUUACCUUUCACGAGAGUAGUUCCGCGUGGGCCGUUGGAAGUCUCUUGCCUGCGCGCGGUGACAAGUACAUCUGGAUGCGACAGAUCGUCGACAGAAAGUGCCUUGUCAGACAUCCCUACUUGAGCUGCCUGCCUGCACGUCUCCUCCACCAAGCAUGCAACAUUCCCUCCCUCUCUGUGACAGAAGAUAGCUCAACCUCAGCCCCUGCCCUACCAACUCAUCUUUAUCAGGCUCUGUCGCUGCGCGGCCUCAGAAACCCAAGCAGAAAGAUUUAACUGCAGUGGUUGGGGGAACUGGCUGGACGCUCUGCCAAAACAGAGUGCUGACUGACUCAUUCGGAGAAGUUUAGUCAAUACCCAACCCACCGUCUGCACAAAUUUAUAUUCUCACCCAAGCAGUGCCAUCGCCCUCGAAAUAGCACCGGUUUCAAUUAUCUUCCCCGCCCCCCUCCCCCUUCCUUCCCACUACCACCACAUUCGGACGGUCCGUCAGUCCACCCUGCCUCUGAGCAUGCCCCCGUUGACCUGUCAAUGGCCUGCACCUGGGACUAACUGAUUGACGAGCGACGUCUCUUGAUUGACAGCUUCUCUGAUAGCCGCCAUCUCCCAAGCUACACCGACAUCCAGGUUGCAAGUCCACCAACUCUGCUGCUCCGAAGUCCGCAAGGGCAAGGUUUUUUUUAAGCACACUGAAGAGCCAUUAGAGAAUAGCCUCUCCUUCAAGUGGCUAGCUUUACCCCACCCCGGCAUUGCUAUGGCUUUAAAUAUUGCUUCGAUGCGAGACACAAAAUGGCUGACGCUGGAGGUGUGCCGACAGUUCCAGAGGGGGACAUGUUCGCGGAGUGACGAGGAAUGCAAAUUUGCGCACCCGCCCAAAAGCUGCCAGGUGGAGAACGGAAGGGUGAUUGCCUGCUUUGACUCGCUAAAGGGCCGAUGUACGCGGGAGAACUGCAAAUACCUCCACCCCCCGGCCCACCUGAAGACCCAGCUGGAGAUCAACGGCCGCAACAACCUCAUACAACAGAAGACUGCAGCAGCCAUGAUGGCUCAACAGAUGCCUUUCAUGUUCCCUGGCACAACCAUGCAGCCUACGAUGCAGUCGUUUCCUAUUAGCCAGGGGCUGGGCUCCAGCCCGGGGCUGAGCUACGCUCCCUACCUGACCCACAUGACCCACAGCAUGGGCAUGAUGCCCAGCGAGAUGCUCCAGCCCAGCACCCAUAGUAUCAUCGUCCCCGGCAGCCAACCCUGCUCGAUGCAGAGCUCCUCCUCCAACCAGAAGCUUCUACGCACGGACAAGCUGGAGGUGUGCCGGGAGUUCCAGCGGGGCAACUGCGCGCGUGGCGAGACGGACUGCCGCUUCGCUCACCCCAGCGACAGCCCUAUGAUUGACACUAGCGACAACACGGUGACUGUGUGCAUGGACUACAUCAAGUCACGCUGCUCCCGGGAGAAGUGCAAGUAUUUCCACCCGCCGGCCCACCUGCAGGCCAAGAUCAAGGCUGCGCAGCACCAGGCCAAUCAGACGGCCGUGGCCGCGCAAGCUGCUGCCAUGACUCAGUCGACUGCCAAAGCAAUGAAGCGACCCCUCGAGGCAACUGUAGAACUGGCUUUCCCCCACGGAUGCCUGCAGCCCCUACCAAAGAGACCAGCACUUGAGAAGAGCAACGGGGCCAGCUCACUUUUUCACCCCAGUAUGUUGCACUACCAGCAGGCCUUGGCCAACGCACAGCUGCAGCAGCAGACGGCUUUCUGUGGCUUUCCCACAGAUCAUCCUGAAGUAACUGUCAGGGUGGAAAUGGAGUGUCAAGAAGCUGCACUACAAAGCCCAAAACAGCCCUUCUUCUGUACAUACUACCUUCCCCUUCCACUACAACAACCUGCAUGCUAAGAGUGUAAUACUACCAAUUAACCAUAAGACUUGAGUGCUGGUGUAAGAUGAUACACACAACAAAAAUAUGUAUAUGUAUUGCUAGGAAACUAUUGCCAUGACAAUUAUGACAAAAAAAGAAUAUGUACUGAACUACAUACACUUAGUGGAGAUAUGGCGAUGAGUUCAUUUUAACGAUUGUUUUCUCUUAAAGUAAUAUGGGUCCUUUUUAUAUUUUGUUUUCAAAAAGGAACCUCGGUCUGCACAAAUGUUCACCCUUUGAAAACACCAUAUUUGCACUAUAAGAGAACUAGUGCUUAUUGUCAAAAGUGCUUAAUUGUUUUAAACAGGAGAGUCACAGAGAAGCCCCUGGUUGCAACUGGCGCUCCAGACCAAGCUAGAAGGGAUUGUUUUACUUUUUGUUUGUUUUAAUUAUUUUAAAAAGACAAAUGUUAGGGAAGACGACAUGUUUACUCAAUGACUGUCCUCCUAACGAUGGUUUGAAUGCGCUCCCCCACCCCAUCACCACCAUCCCUUUAAAACGGUGUGGCAUGCGCUCCAUAUGAACCAUUUGCCAACAUUUAAUCUCUGGAAAACCAACGGCUUGCCAAACGAAAGUUAUCGCGACAGACUAACGGACAGAAGCGAUCGGAGUCGAUCUGCAAGGAAACAGACGUGGAACAGCUUCGUGGCCAAAACGUGCAGUCGGGCCUCGUUUUUGUGCACUUCUGGGGGAAAAGAACCUAGAAUUUCGAUUUCUUUUCCUUUGUUAAAUUUCAGUUUUACUUUUGGAUGAGUGCUGACAUUUGGGGGGGGAGCCUCAGAGGGAUCGGUGUUGGGGAGAGUUAUACUGGGCAUCAGGGAGUGCUACUAGCCUAUAUGGCACCAGUUUGUGUGCCAAGGGCUUAACGAAAGCUUGCGGGUGGCCAAAAGCAUACGGCGGGAGGGAGCCUCAGCCUGAUGGGCCAUGCCAUGGAUGGAACAGACUGGAACAGACCGAAUGUCAAGACCACAGGGACAAGGCCUUUUGGGGAGUGGGGCUAGAAGGAGGGAUAAGGGUGAGAUCGGCGAGGGGUGAAACAAAUGCUACGACUCAAAAAGGUGCAUUCGAAGAUGCUAGUCAUCGGUGUGAGAUGACGUGAAGUUAUUGACUGGAGGGCUAUCUGUGACUGUCAGUCGUCACCCUGCUAUCACCGAGAAUCCUGUUUCUAUUUGAGAAAAACUGUAGAAGUGCCUAAAAAUCCUUUAACUUUAAAACAACAAGCAUCUGGAGAAACAUACUUUGUCAAAGAAAAAAUAAGAAUAUACAAAAGGAUGGUUCAAGCGAAGUUCCCAAUAGUAUGUUGACCUAUUUAGAGAAAAGACUAUUCACUUUUCAUGCAGAUGCCAUGGUUAAAGCAGUACCCUAGUGUUAUUGUAAACAUAUAUUUAACACGACAAAAAGUAACUUUCUGAAUAGAAAAUAUAUAUAAACUAACCAAGAUAGCUUGGUAGAAUGUUUGUUAAACAUUUCAUGAUGUAAUAUUUUGUUCUUACCAUAGGUUUUUAGUAGUUUACAUUGAAAAAAGUGAUUGAGAAUACAGGAAAUUGUGACUUGUGUGUAAUGUAUGUAACGUGUUUCUUACUUUGAGAGUUUAUAUUCAUGGUUGUAGCAGCAAUGUAUUCACAUUUAUUUCAAUUUGUUUUAAGAUGUUAAGCAUCAAGAUAUGUGUGUCACCAGAACAAUCUGUUAUUUUAUGCCAUGAUAUAGUUAAUUGUGUACUAGCAUUGUUUUAAACCAACCUCCACGUUAUUACCUAAUGUUUUAUGAGAUGUAUGCAUUUCGACUCUAAAUCACAUUUCUUGACACUACACAACCAAUUAUUUUCCUUGUGUAUGUGUGUUCAACAAAAAGGAUCAGAAUCAUGACAUAUUUUCAUGGCGCUUGAUCAACAGACAAUCCACAACGAGACACCUUUGGUUCAAAAAUAAUAAGGCACUGGUCUUAGUAUUUUUGUUUUUUGUUUCUUUUUGUUCACUUUCACUGAGAUUUUCUUCUAAAAAGUUACAGUUUUAAUGUAAUUCUUGGUGGAAGGUGAACGAAGGUAUUUUUUGGUAACUUAUCGUAUUUUAUUGUUUUGUCAAAUGAGUCAGAAUGAUGUAACCUACUCUAUUUUGAAAUGAAUGUAAUUUAUUGCGCUGUGCAUCCCUACAAGUUUGUGUCUCUUUGGUCAGCCAAUGAGAUGCAGAUCAGGAGCAAGGGGGUGGAGUCUUAAAAAGCCACCAAUAGAAAGCUACUGGAUCUCCCUUGUCUUGUCAUCAACACAGUUCAUCGCAUUACAGUAAUGAGCAAGGCUUUAGAAUUGCUUAUUGUUCAACAAAAAAAAAGAAAAUAAGAAUGUUAAUUGUAUAGGUAACAUUUUACCCCAAAAAAUAUUUAAAUAUGUACUUUUCACUAUUUCAUAAUAUUACGUUGUUGCUGUGGCAACAUAAAGUUGCAAUUACUAAAGUUCUGUAUUUUUGUAAAUUAUGUAAUCGUUAAGUUGACUUUUUUUUCUAGAACACUGCACACAUCACUAGAUUGUAAAGCAGAUUUCAACAUUUCUUAUUUGUCGUGAUUAUGACAAUUUUCCUUAGCAGGCUCUGUAAAGGUAUAACUUUAACACUUAAGAUGUAAUAGACAAAGUUACCAAUGUUAUUUAGGAUGAAAUUAUAACAAAUUAUCUAUUAAUUGAAUAGUUAAGAUGUACAACUAUUCCCCUGAGAAAGGACCACUGGUUUCAUGCACACCAAUGGAAAAAUAUUUAUGAAUGUAGUUUGUUAAAUUGUUUAUCAUCAGUUAAGGAUUGCACUUCUUCCGGUAAAGUAAAACAUUUCAUUAUUACCGAUGCCAUACCUAAUGAAAUUUGCAAAGUUAUUAUACACCAGUAAUUCUGUAUAAUAGUCACUACCUGUUUGUAUCAGAGAAAUAACCUUUGAGCAUCUUGCAUGAAAAAAAGUUUUUAUUAAUAAACAAUAAUUUACUGAAUGUUUCUAGUUAUACCGAAAAACACAUUGUCUGCACAUGAGACAAAAAUCCAAGUUGUCCUCGAAUGGGAUCCAUGGUUGUGCCCAAAUUAAUGGAAUUGUGCUGAGAAAAGUAAUUUAUUGAAAUUAAAUGUGUUGACAUUGACUGACUGACGGUAAGAGAAAAAUUUAGAAGCACUUGGGUCAGCUGAGCAGACAGCUUAUCCAAACACUUUGCCUUAUCGUUAGUCCAUCGUGCUUAAGGUUUUAUGUUCCAGAGCUGUUAAAAAUAAACUUUUAAAGGCUAUUAUAUAUAUACACACACACACUAAAAGUUUGGGGUCACUUAGAAAUGUCCUUGUUUUUGAAAGAAAAGAAAGAGUGGUAGGCCCCGGUGUACAACUGAGAAAGAGGGCAAGUACAUUCGUGUCUUGUUUGAAAAACAGACGCCUCACAAGUCCUCAACUGGCAGCUUUAUUAAAUAGAACCCACAAAACACCCGUCUCAACUUCAACAGUGAAGAGGCGACUCUGGGAUGCUGGCCUUCUAGGCAGAGUUCCUCUGUCUAGUGUCUGUGUUCAUCUUAAUCUUUUAUUUUUAUUGGCCAGUCUGAGAUAUGGCUUUUUCUUUGCAACUCUGCCUAGAAGGCCAGCAUCCAGGAAUUGCCUCUUCACCGUUGAUGGUAAGACUGGGGUUUUUGCAGGUACUAUUUAAUGAAGCUGCCAGUUGAGGACUUGUGAGGCGUCUGUUUCUCAAACUAGACACUCUAAUGUUCUUGUCCUCAUGCUCAGUUGUACACUGGGGCCUCCCACUCCUCUUUCUAUUCUGGUUAGAGACAGUUGUUCUGUUCUGUGAAGGGAGUAGUACACAGCGUUGUACGAGAUCUUCAGUUUCUUGGCAAUUUCUCGCAUAUAAUAGCCUUCAUUUCUCAGAACAGGAAUAGACUGACGAGUUUCAGAAGAAAGUCUUUGUUUCUGGCAAUUUUGAUCCUGUAAUCGAUCCCACAAAUGUUGAUGCUCCAGAUACUCAACUAGUCUAAAGAAAGCCAGUUGUAUUGCUUCUUUAGUCAGAACAACAGUUUUCAGCUGUGCUAACAUAAUUGCAAAAGGGUUUUCUAAUGAUCUAUUAGCCUUUAAAAUGAUAAACUUGGAUUAGCUAACACAACGUGCCUUGGAACACAGGAGUGUUGGUUGCUGAGAAUAGACCUCUGUACGACUAUGUAGAUAUUCCAUAAAAAGUAGUCAUUUACAACAUUAACAAUGUCUACACUGUAUUUCUGAUCAAUUUUAAUGGACAAAAAAAGGUGUUUUUCUUUAAAAAAACAAGGACAUUUCUAAGACCCCAAACUUUUGAAUGGUAGUGUGUGUGUGUAUGUAUAUAUAUAUAUAUAUAUAUUUAUAUAUAUAUAUAUAUAUAUAUAUAUAUAUAUAUAAUACUAAAAAGUAAAAACUUAAAACAAUAUUUUUUAUUUAUUAUACAUAAAUAUAAAUAUUGUUUUGUAUUUUUUUGCGUUUUUAAAAGGUGAGGCCAAAAGGAUCAACUGCUGUACAAAAAGCAGUCUUGUGUCCUAAGCCCCAUUCGAAUACUUUAAUAACACACCCUUCCUUACUUACUUUUGGAUCUAACACAAUUUGUUAAGUUUAAGCAACAGUUCUAUCAUAUAGCCUUCUCUAAUCCAGCCAUGCCAGAAUAGGUAUUUCUUCAAGGAAGGGGGAAAGCAAUAAUGCAUUUUGUUAAAGUAUUGGAACAGGGCCCUAUUCUGUCCUUGUAGAGAGCUUGACGAUGAGAGUUGUGGCCAACAUGCAAUGCUGAAUGGUCCCUAAAAGGCCUGCAGCCAGGGUCGUAUUCACAAGGAAGCAAAUGUGCUGAAACGGGAAGGGGCUAACUGAACUUUUCCAAUAACAAAUGCUUGUUUUUGUUUAAUGUUGCAAAAUGUUUCGCUACGGUGUUCACUAUUGAAUAUUACCCGGGUAAUGAAUUGAGACUGCUUUGCUAUCGGAAAUGCAGUAUCCCAUCUACUUUGCAAAAAAUAUAGAGAGAGAAAAAGACAAGACUCUCAUUGGAUUAUUAGUUUUGAUGUAACCAUUUUUCUGUUUUCUCUGUGCGUAUAGUUUGUGCUAUUUUAUGUUACAGCAAGAUAGUGUAAAAUCUAUUGAAAUAAAGAAAAAAUGGAAAGGA